Messenger RNA from Racocetra fulgida, 175 nucleotides. NCBI's taxonomy places the organism in Eukaryota, Fungi, Glomeromycota, Glomeromycetes, Diversisporales, Gigasporaceae. The record is from the annotation of a GenBank genome assembly.
AUGCCGAUUUUACCUUCAUUAUUAAAUAAGUAUAUCAUAAAAUCAAAUAUCAAAUUAAAUCAAAGCAAUUACAAAACUUUUUGCAAAUAUUGCGUUGAAGUUUUGGGUGAAGAAGAAGGAAAAAAAAAUUAUUUUCCUAAUAAAAAAUAUCGCAUAUUACAACAUUUAAAAAAAU